Molecule: messenger RNA, 786 nt
Organism: Paramecium pentaurelia
Lineage: Eukaryota; Ciliophora; Oligohymenophorea; Peniculida; Parameciidae
Source: the annotation of a GenBank genome assembly
AUGCCUCAAACAAAAGUUGGUUAAAUCAAAAAGGAAGCAAUUUAUAUCUUUUGGUUUGAAUUCAUAGGAACAUUCAUGUUAACUUUCUGUAUUUAUGCCAGCAAGUAUAUAUGACUAAUUCAAACUUAGUAAUAACCUUUUUGUUUUUUCUUGUGCAUAUGGAUUGUAAAAUUUUGGUAGCUUAACAUAAAAAAUGUACAUUCAAUCUUGCAAUCACAACGGUAUUAUCAGGACUGCAUAAAGGAUUAUGGGUGUCAGUGGCAAUAGGUAGUUAAUUUGGAGAAGCAUUUUUGGCAAGUUUAUUUGGAUUUUUGUGUUUUAAGAAUUAGUAAAAUAUUUAUAGACUACAAAAAAUAGUGUAAAUGAUGUUCCAUACUUAUCAUAAACAAAUAUAGAAGCAUACAUGGCUGUGAUACUUGAAGAAAUAUUUGGAUCUCUUAUUCUUUGUGCAGGAUUCUUAUUUUAAUAUGAUGAUUUAAUGGGUUUAUCAUCAAAUAGAUUAGAACAUAGCAUAAUAAUCAAUUCUUUAUACUGUGUUGGAAGAACACUUAGUUAUGUAGCUAAGAGUAGUCUUAAUCCAGCUAUUGCAUUCGGGUAAGUGAUACUAAGUUGAUGACGAGUUUAGUAUUCUUUGAAUGUUGCAAGGAUGGACAUUGGGCAAGAAUUUUGAAUUUAUGGAUUUACUCUAUUCUACCUUAUUUUUGGGCAUUCUUAUCUUUAGCAAUUAUUAGGGCAAUUUAUAGAGACUGUUAUGAAUAAUAAUUAUAAGCUGGUUUAAGACAAUGA